UCCCUCCCUCCCCCUUAUUCCCUCUCCCUUUCUCCCUCCCCCUCUCUCCCUCCUCUUCUCCCCUAAGAUCAUAAGAUAUGGAGUAGGCCAUUCAGCCCCUCGAGCCUGCUGCACCAUUCAAGGAAGGAUUGAGGAGCUUGGGCCUGUACCCUCUAGAGUUUCAAAGAACGGGCGGUGAUCUCAUUGAAACCUGCACCGUUCUUACAGCGUGUGACAGGGUGGAUGGGUGUGGGAUGUUUCCCCUGUCUGGUCAUGUGUCACCACAGCAUCAUAAUACAAUGCAGCUCACCAACUUCAUUUAGUGUGCUUUCUGCGUUUACAUAUAUACCCAACAGACAUCCAGCAUCCCACUUUGUUGCACUUGGAUAUUGUAAAUCUCCGUUCAUUCAGACCCCAGAACAAAUUAUAAUGCACUAACCACUAUGAGUGGCGGGAAAAUAUUUGUAGAGACACUAAAGAGAGUUGCUUAUCCUAAGUCCAAUCAACUGAAUGGGGAGAAUUUUGAUUGGUGGUUUGACAUUGGAGAAGAAAAGGAAUUUGUUGAAUGGUUUUGUAAUAGUAUUAAUGAACAGAAUGUAUUGACUGCAGAAGAGCUGACUGAUUUUCAAAAUAUUCCACCUAAAUAUCGUCUGGAUCAGAAGGAUUUGGAUAAGGUCUUGGCAACAUGUCCUAGGGAUGCAGAAUCAAAAUAUGACAACCUGCCAGAGAUGACAAUUGAGAAAUUGGAAGAGGAGGUUAAGACAUUACAGCUGGUUCGAAAUCUUAAAAUCCAGCGACGGAACAAGCAGCAAUUGAUGGUUUCAGGAAUACGUCAUAUGCCGAUGAGACUAAGGGAUGAGGAAGAAGAAUGUACCAAAUUGUUGAGAGAGACACAAGAACAGUUGGCUGCUGAAAAUGCUAAAUUAAAUGUUACUCUGUCACAGGUAAUUGAAGAAGUUCAGCAGCUGUCUGCUAUAUAUUCAAGUACUGGGUCAGAAAGGAGACCAGUGCAACAGACCAUUUUUCUGUCACAGCUUUUAUUGGACAGCUAUCUGCAGCAAGAAGAACAAUGCACAGCAGCUCUCACGGAAUAUACAAAGAAACAACUUUUUAAAGGCAUAACAGAGUUGGUUGAGAGCUCCGACAUAAAAAAAUUUCAGCUAGUGGACAUAACCUCUCAAUCCAUACAGGGGGAAUGUAACGAGGUACGCAAUGAGUAUCGGCAACAAAUGGCUAGAAUCCAAGCAGCGUACAACAGCGGCCAGCAGCAGUUAAUUUUGGCAAAAGCGAAAGAGCAGAGCACCAAGGCUAGACUUCAGUAUAUGGAGCAGAUAAACUCCUCGAUGCGAAACAGAAAGUUGAUGGACUUAAAUGGUGCAAAAGCCAAGAAGAAUAGUUUAACCAAAGAACUGAUUCCGGUAAAUGUCCAAGUAGAAUAUUUAAUUAACAAGGAGCUUCCUGACCUGAUUGUGGAGAAUGCACAACUCUUGAAUAUGCCUGUUGUGAAGGGAAAUUUUGAUCUGCAGAUGGCUCGUCAAGACUACUACACCUCCAAGCAGGACCAGGUUGCAAGCCAGCUGCUCAAACAGAAAACUCGAUUUGAACUACUUCAUUUAGCAUAUGAAAUGGAAUUGUGUAAGCACAGAGAUGUCCAUCGACAGCUUGAGAACCUUACUGCAGAACUUGAACAAAGCAGGGGAGCGUUCUUGCAACGUUCAGAAAUGCUGGUUGAUAAAUCUCUCCAACCAAGCAGUAAACAACGAAAUGUAGUUGAUUCAAGUGAUACCUCUACUAUCAGACUCUGUCAGAUUUUUGAUGUAGAUGACAAACAGCAACUGUUUAGAACUUACAGUGGUCUGGAAGAGCAAGCCAGAAAUCUACAGCAGGAUGUUAUUUCAUUAAAGGACCAAUUGGGAACAACCCGGCGUGAGCACUCUUACCUCUGGUCUGCACUGGAAUCUGAUAUUGAGAGACUUCGGAAUGUUAUGUAUUCUGAGUCCAAGAAACUUCUGCUUCACAGUGAGGAACUGUCUGAGCCUCUUCAAAGAUUGGAAUGCCAAUUGCAGAGACUGCCGCAAAUUAUUGGGAAUAUAGCUGAUGACAUAAAGUCAAAACGGCAAAUUUUGGCAAGCAACUUGAAUCUUCAAGGCGAGAGAGUUCUUUAUGUUUAUUUCUUUCAAGACCCUGACAAAUUGAAGAAGAUUGUGGAGAAUCUGGGGAAGAAGGUUAGGGUACAGAACAUUGGAUCAGAGAGCUGAUGUGUAAACUGCAAAUGGAAAACUUCGCUGGUGAAACAUGGUUAAAUGCUUCUGAAAAAUAACUUCACUAACACAGAUUGAUGUGGAUAAUUGUACAGUAACAUUUGAAAACUGGAGAGAGAAAAUCCUAGAUUUAUGAUGAGGGAGAAACGUGAAUUAAGCUUGAGCAUUUUAUGCUCUUAAUAAAAUAUUCAUCUAGCACUAUUUUAAAUUGUUUUCUAUGUAUAAAAUUUUCUAGGCUCUAUUUUCCUGUCACCAGAUAUCUUUACUUUGUUUUUAAUUUAGUUCAAUUAAAAUGCAGCUAUUGA
Molecule: messenger RNA, 2545 nt
Organism: Carcharodon carcharias (great white shark)
Lineage: Eukaryota; Metazoa; Chordata; Chondrichthyes; Lamniformes; Lamnidae
Gene: haus3
Product: HAUS augmin-like complex, subunit 3
Exons: 6
Coding region: 423-2237 (604 amino acids)
Biological process (GO): centrosome cycle; spindle assembly
Cellular component (GO): mitotic spindle; centrosome; HAUS complex
Source: RefSeq, a predicted model, not a curated record